GAGACCGGUGAAGCCCUGGCGGUCGGGCUCGCUCGCUCACUCGUCUCCCUCCCCCACCCAGCCCCAUCUCAUCUGCUUCCGGCGACACUCAGACUCCCUCCACCGCAGCCGGCGAGGCGACCCCCACCCCACCCUCGCCGGGAUUCACCGCCCGCUCCGCCACUCCGCAACCAAGCAAUCAAGUCGCUCUCGCCUGGGGACGAAUUGGGGUGGGGGAUUUGGGGAUGGAGGAGCAGUUCAUCCUCCGGGUUCCCCCCUCCGUCGCGGAGCGGAUCGAGCGCCUCAUGAACGAAUCCGCCGCCGCCUCCUCCUCUUCCAACCCCGAAGACGCGUCCCUCGACCUCUCCUUCUCAGAGGAUGGAAGAAAUGGCACAUUUAUGAUUGGGAAUGAAAGCUUUCCUGCAUCACUCUUGGAUCUCCCAACUGUUGUGGAGUCAUACAAGACAUAUGAUGAUUCAGUGCUAAUUAAAACAGCUGAUAUUGGUCAGAUGAUUAUGGUAAGAGAAGAAGAAGAUCCUGCUCCAGAAGGAGUUGAAUACAAGCAUGGUCUUACUCCUCCAAUGAGGGACGCACGCAGGCGGCGUUUCCGCAGGGAGCCUGAUUUGAAUGCCGAACUUGUUCACCGAGUUGAGAAGGAUCUCAUUAGUAUUAUGCAUGGGGUAUCUAUCAACCAGAAUGCCAGUGCAAUUCUAAGGGCAGGAGAAGGUGGCGAUCGUAAGAAAGCGGGACCAGCUCCAGCAACCAAACCUAAUGUCAAACAACCUGCUGCAAAUGGCGAAGAAGCUGAGGCAGAGAGGAGUGACUCUGAUGAGUCCGUUGACCCGUAGAAUUCAAGUGGACAGGAAUGAUAAAUAAUCCUGCUCCUAUGCCCGAGCACACCCAGUUGACUUAGCAGUUCAUAUCACAGGGAAGGUUACUAUGUACGGACUUGCUGUCACUGUUACGGCAUGUUAAUAUUUGUGUAUGUAAAAUUUGAUGCGACGCUGGACCCUUGGGAUGAGAAGAUAUGGCUGCUCCUGGAUGAAAAUACACUGAUGCUUCACUGAGAAUCUAGCAAUCAGUCGUUCUAGUCUGAUUUUUACUCGUAUUUGUGUGCCUAUAGACAAGUGUAUGUCCUGGAUCGAUGUUUACCAGGUUUUGGGUACCCAAGUCAAAUUAGUAUUGAAGAUUGCUAAAUCUAAAAUGGCAUGGUUUUGUAUGAUUUGCA
Oryza sativa Japonica Group (Japanese rice) is the source of this 1207-nucleotide messenger RNA. RefSeq names its product transcription initiation factor TFIID subunit 7. NCBI's taxonomy places the organism in Eukaryota, Viridiplantae, Streptophyta, Magnoliopsida, Poales, Poaceae. Gene Ontology annotation, cellular component: transcription factor TFIID complex. Gene Ontology annotation, biological process: transcription initiation at RNA polymerase II promoter; RNA polymerase II preinitiation complex assembly. Gene Ontology annotation, molecular function: RNA polymerase II general transcription initiation factor activity. The record is from RefSeq and is a predicted model, not a curated record.